Phalaenopsis equestris is the source of this 1158-nucleotide messenger RNA. Its product is annotated as DNA repair protein RAD51 homolog 2. Gene Ontology annotation, molecular function: ATP binding; ATP hydrolysis activity; ATP-dependent DNA damage sensor activity. NCBI's taxonomy places the organism in Eukaryota, Viridiplantae, Streptophyta, Magnoliopsida, Asparagales, Orchidaceae. The record is from RefSeq and is a predicted model, not a curated record. Gene Ontology annotation, biological process: double-strand break repair via homologous recombination. Gene Ontology annotation, cellular component: replication fork; Rad51B-Rad51C-Rad51D-XRCC2 complex.
UUUUGUUUAAAACUCGCACUAAUAGCAGCAUUGCCUGCCAGUUAUGGAGGUCUAGAUGGCCGUGUGAUAUAUAUUGAUACUGAGUCAAAAUUUAGUUCAGGCAGGAUGAUAGAGAUCGGAAGGAAUAGUUUUCCUGAGAUAUUUAAUUCUGACGGCAUGGCACGAGAGAUGGCCGGAAGGAUAAUAGUUUUGCGCCGAACAUCAAUGUCAGAAAUUACUGAGAGCCUGCAACAGAUGAAAUUGAAACUUCUUCAGCAUGAGGUGAAGCUACUUGUCAUUGAUAGCAUGGCUGCACUUAUUUCAGGGGAAAAUGAAAGAUGUGGCACUAUAUCUGGGAAACAGCAGCCCAAAUGUUCUUUUUCGUUUUUGAAGUCCAUUGCUGAGUUUUCUCGCAUACCUAUUGUGGUAACAAACCAAGUGCGAGGUCACAACAAUGAUGAAAUCUCUCGAUAUUCAUUUUUAGCAGAGAAAGAUGCUAAUCGUGAUUCUGAGAAGUUUGAAACUCACCAUGUUGCAGCCUUGGGGAUUCAAUGGGCCCAUGCUGUAACCAUACGUCUUAUUUUUGAGGCUCAUUCAGGUCAGAAAUUUAUAAAGGUGGCAAAAUCUCCGAUCUCUCCUCCACUAGCAUUUCCAUUUAGGGUGUGUUCCUCAGGGAUCACAUUACUCUCUGAUAAUGGUAUCGAAAUGAUGGGGCAGGAGAUCAGUAUGAUCCGUUGCCAAGGUCACAGUAUUCUUUAAUUUGUAGUUAUACUACUACUGCCGCCUGGGAAGUGAGCUUCGAUGCCUGGAAUGUUUACUUCAGCUUUACAUAGAAUCUUUGAUCCUAUUAUACUGUCACAAAAUUUACUGAACUGGUUCACAAAGUGAUCAAUAUUUAGUUAAAAUGUUUAUUACACAGCCUUUAUCCUCAAAAACCAAUCUCCAACCUACUAGAUGUGCUCUUCAUAAAUCUUGUUUGGCAGCAAGCUUUAUUCUUUAUUUAACCAAAAGCUCAAAUCUCAAACUCCUCAUUUUUUUCAAAAAAAAUCGAGAAAGUACAAGGAAGCAACAUGUCUUAGUUUUUGUUUUGCAUGUAUUGGGGAGGGGAGCAGGGGACAAUAUUUAGUUCCACAUAGGCUUCUAAAGAUGGCUAGCAAUGUAGACUUUGCAUGUGUUAUU